Molecule: messenger RNA, 4295 nt
Organism: Cuculus canorus (common cuckoo)
Lineage: Eukaryota; Metazoa; Chordata; Aves; Cuculiformes; Cuculidae
Gene: SLC5A8
Product: solute carrier family 5 member 8
Exons: 14
Coding region: 790-2403 (537 amino acids)
Biological process (GO): propanoate transmembrane transport; sodium ion transport
Cellular component (GO): membrane
Molecular function (GO): organic acid:sodium symporter activity
Source: RefSeq, a predicted model, not a curated record
UCCCGGAGCGGCGCGCUGCCGCGGAGGCGCUCCGGCGGAGACCUGCGCGCACCGCCCCUCCCCGGCCCUGUUCGAGGGCAUCGCUCCGCUCCUGCCCCGUUCGAAGGCGGCGAUCCGUAUAGCUCCGCUCCUGCCCCGGCGGGGGACAUCGCACUGCUCCUGCCCCGGCGGGGGGCACUGCGCCGUUUCUCACCAGCCCCGUUCGAAGGCUUUGCUUCUCACUUUCCCCAUUCGAAGGCUCCUCUCCCGCCCCGUUCGAAGGCAGCGCUCCGCUCCUCUCCCGCUCCGUUCGAAGGCAGCGCUCCGCUCCUCUCCCGCUCCGUUCGAAGGCAGCGCUCCUCUCCUCUCCUGCCCCGGUGGGGGGCAUCGCGCUGCGCCUCGCCUGCCCCGUUCGAAGGCAGAGAGCUUCGCUUCUCACCUGCCCCAGAGGGAGACACCGCUCCUCUCCUAAGGGGGGGGGCAGCGCACUGCUCUUCCCCUGCGCCCUUCGAAGGCAGCGCUUCGCUUCGCUCCUUCCCCGUUCGAAGGCAGCUCUCCGCUCCUCAUUCGCCCCGUUCGAAGGCUCUGCUCCUGCCCAGUUCGAAGGCACCGCACUGCUCCCCACCUGCUCCGGCGGGGAGGACCGCACCACCUCCCUCCCCGCCUGCCCCGGCUGGGAGCAUCGCACCGCAGCGCUCCCGCCCCGUUCGGUCCGUUCCCCCCCUGCCGCUCGCCCCGUGCCGGCAGCAGCCCCGCCCCGCUCUGGGCAGAGCGUUGGCUCUAGCGGCGGGCGUUAGUGACCCCGGCAGCAUGGCGCAUUUCACCGCCUGGGACUAUGUGGUCUUCUCAGCCAUGCUGCUGGUGUCGGCUGCCAUCGGUAUCUACCACGCCGUUGCAGGAGGAGGACAGAAGACAUCCAAAGAGUUCCUCAUGGGUGGCCGCCGCAUGAACGCCCUGCCCGUUGCGCUCUCCCUCACUGCCAGCUUCAUGUCAGCUGUCACCGUUCUGGGCACCCCUGCUGAGAUCUACCGCUUCGGAGCCAUCUUCUGCAUCUUCGCCAUCACCUACAGCUUAGUGGUAGUGUGUAGUUCCGAGAUCUUCCUGCCCGUCUUCUACAAGUUAGGCAUUACCAGCGCCUACGAGUAUUUAGAACUUCGAUUUAAUAAAUACCUGCGUCUGUGUGGAACGGCCCUCUUCAUCAUACAAACGAUUUUAUACACUGGUAUUGUCAUUUACGCUCCAGCUUUAGCAUUAAAUCAAGUGACUGGCUUCCACUUGUGGGGUGCAGUGGUGGCGACAGGCCUGGUCUGCACUUUCUACUGCACACUGGGUGGUCUGAAGGCUGUUGUUUGGACAGAUGUUCUCCAAAUUGCAGUCAUGGUUGCCGGAUUUUCAGCCGUGAUUAUACGAUCUGUUCUAAUUCAGGAGGGGAUUGGCCGAAUUCUAAGCGACUCCUACAAUGGAGGACGUUUAAACUUCUGGGAUUUUAAUCCCAAUCCUUUGCAAAGGCACACUUUCUGGACGAUUGUUGUAGGUGGGACCUUCACAUGGACUAGCAUAUACGGGGUCAGUCAGUCUCAAGUACAGAGAUACAUUGCGUGCAAAAGCAGGUUCCACGCAAAAUUGUCUCUCUACAUCAACCUGGUGGGCCUCUGGGCCAUACUGGCUUGCGCAACACUGUGUGGCUUGUGCCUCUACUCCAUCUACAAGGACUGUGACCCAUGGACAGCAAAGCAGGUGUCGGCACCUGACCAGCUAAUGCCGUACCUCGUGAUGGAUAUUCUCAGUGAUUUUCCAGGAGUGCCAGGGCUUUUUGUGGCUUGUGCUUACAGUGGGACAUUAAGUACAGUGUCCUCCAGCAUCAAUGCUCUGGCUGCUGUGACUGUCGAAGACCUCAUUAAGCCAUACUUCAGAUCUCUCUCUGAAAAGAAGUUGUCAUGGAUUUCCAUGGGGAUGAGCCUGUUUUAUGGCGGAGUCUGUAUCGCUAUGGCUGCACUGGCAUCUCUCCUGGGAGCCUUGCUGCAGGCAGCACUCAGCAUUUUUGGCAUCAUUGGUGGUCCCCUUUUAGGAGUGUUUACCUUGGGAAUUCUCUGCUCCUUUGCAAAUGAAAUCGGUGCAUUUGUGGGUCUUGCCAGUGGCUUUCUUAUUUCACUUUGGGUUGGAAUCGGAUCUCAGAUUUAUCCUCCACUUCCAGAGAGGACCAAACCACUCAUUCUCUCAACUGCAGGCUGUAAUAUAUCCUUAGGAAAUUUGACAUCAACUCAAAAUCCAUUAACAACAAUCAUCACACCAGCAGCAGUGAGGCCUGCCCUGGCAGACAAUUGGUACUCCUUGUCUUACCUCUACUUUAGCACACUUGGGACACUCAUCACAGUAACCGUGGGAAUAAUUAUCAGCCUCCUAACAGAUGCCAGGAGGGGCUGAGGGUUUAAGGGUUGUCCCUGAACAUGGCAACAACUCCAAGCAAGGAGGUACACCCAUGCUUCUAGAUGAAAAAAGCAGUUAUACUUUGAGUGAGUUCAGAGCACUCCAGCUUAUUGUCUGCACCUGUUUAGUGUAUGCUUUUCACCAUGUUUCCCAAGCAUGUACCUAGGAGCUGCAGACCCUAUGCAUGGCUAUGUUAGCUUCUUUCUCACUUUUCCCUGUACUAUUUGCGCAAGAGGCAAAAGCAGCAGCCCCGAGUUAAGAGCAGGGACUUCGGUUCCAAUCCACAGCCUCACUUCUCUUGCAUCUCAGUGAAAUGCAAAGUGCACCUCUCAUCCACCUCAAGCACAGCAGAAAUAGUGCAAAAGCAGCUGCUCUCAUGGCAUUCUCCAGUACACCCGACAGGUUCCUAUGACAGCCCUCAUCUUUGAGGCUUUUAGAUGUCAGUGAUUUUCAGAUCUCAGUUCUGGGCCCCUCACCCCAAGGAUGUUGAGGCUCUGGAGUGUGUCCAGAGAAGAGCAACGAAGCUGGUGAGGGGGCUGGAGAACAAGUCUUAUGAGGAGCGGCUGAGAGAGCUGGGGUUGUUUAGCCUGGAGAAGAGGAGGCUGAGGGGUGACCAUAUUGCUCUCUACAACUACAUGAAAGGAGGUUGUGGAGAGGAGGGAGCUGGCCUCUUCUCCCAAGUGACAGAGGACAGGACAAGGGGAAAUGUCCUGAAGUUCCACCAGGGGAGGUUCAGGCUGGAUAUCAGAAAAAAAUUCUUCACAGAAGGAGUCAUCGGGCACUGGAAUAGCACAGGGAGGUGGUCGAGUCACCUUCCCUGAAGGUGUUUAAGGAACGGGUUGAUGAAAUGCUUAGGGACAUGGUUUAAGGGAGUGUUAGGAAUGGUUGGACUCGAUGAUCCAGUGGGUCCUUUCCAACCUGGUGAUUCUAUGAUUCUAUGUCACACCUAUGAGUCUGACCUACUUUAGGACUAGGAAACUCCAAACUCAGCAGACAAAUUUGCUUCCAUUAGCUUCUCUGGGCCCUGCAACUACUAAGCACAAGUUAUGCUUGACCAUGUUCAUUUACUUGCGAGUUUUUAGAGGGUUUGGUCCUCCCUUUGUCCGUAUUGCUCUAGUGAUACUUGUAAACAAAUUUUGCCUCUUACUAGGUUGGAAUCAGGUCAUCCAUGGGCCAUAAGACAAAGCAUAAAAACUGGACAACUCAAUAAAACCAGAUGAGAAUUCCUCACCCUAAGAAACAAACACUCAAAAGACUUGAACCAACCACACUAUCCUUUUUGUGGCAUAAGAUCCCAUUUAAGCCUUAGAUGCAAAUUGGAGCUAAUUCUCAGCACCUGCAUCUCCUUUCUUUCCCACACACAUUCCCCCACAAGAAUAGUUAAUCUUCCGUGCCUUAAAAAUGCCGAAAGAUCCCAUUUACUCUUAUCCCUCCACCUUAGGCCUGCACUUAAAUAACUCACUAUAAGUAUUGAUGGUGGCUCUGAAGAGAGAAGUCUUGCUGACAAGAUGCUGAGGGUUGAGGCUCAGGCUUCAAGACAGCAUUUGGUACCGCAGCUCCUGGACCAGGUGGAUGGUCCUAGAGAUCACUGUAUGGAGUUUAUUCUUUUCUGAUGAAUGUCUCAGUGUUUUUUUACACAGUACAGAAAUUGAAGGUGGAUGUAGGAAGCUCUGGGAAAUGGCUAAGACAUUUCAAAUAGACCUUGAGGAACAUUUUAUAUUUUAAGAUGUUGCAGAGUAUAUAUUGUUGUAAAGAAAUGAUCCCUAAGGCCUGUAAUUGCUUGACUGCUUUUGCUGCCUAACUGUCCUGCUCACCUGGCCUGGUGCCCAUAGCUGGCCUCUGACAUAUCACUUGCACGUGGAAACCUGGCUAAUUUCAAUCUGCCCAAU